AAAAAGUAGUGACUCACUUGUGUGUACACACCCCAAGAGACAUUGCGUCGUGGCGUCGAGUCAACGGCUUUCGUCUUCUUCGGCGGUUCCAACCCUUGCAGCUUAUUCCUCGCCACAAGUUGCUAUCGAGAUUGCACAAUGGAAGUCUUCUUAUUUUUCCUGCUAGCAUUGAUGCCGUACUGCGCCUUGGCUUACCCGUCAGGGGCACCCGUGAUCCGGUACCCAGAGGUAUGCAUCAGCAUGUCACCGGGGCGUCACCACGGCAAUAACACAGCUUCUGGAUCGGCCCCCUACACCAUCACAGUCAGUGAGAUGGGAAAAUCCUUCCAGGUAACCAUCCGUGCCAACCAGGGAGUCACUUUUUCCGGUUUCUUCAUACAGGCGAGAAGCCAGGCUGACACAUCUCUGACAAGCGCGCUCGGGACAUUCGGGGACGUUCCACAAGACACAAAACUUCUUAACUGCACAUCCACAGCGGGAGCCUGGUCGCACAGCAACGACAAGAACAGGACUGAGGUGACAGCAACAUGGAUGCCACCAUCAGAAAGCCAAGGCACUAUCGCUUUCCAGGCAACGAUUAUACGUGGUCCAGAAAAUGUUUACUGGGAAGGUGUCAAAUCUCAGCCUGUCACACCGAGUGCUGCUCCUGGUCCGGCUUCCAGUAGUGUCUUCUUUUUGACUUUCGCUAUGUUGUUGGCCUUGAUGGUGGGGCUACCGUAACCGAGUAAACGCGCCCUCUCGUGACAUUCUCUGAGACUUGUCACAUGCAUGAUUGUGCGCAACGCUUCGUCCGAAGUAUGUCUUCUCCAGCUGCACGUAUGCGGGCACAUUCUGACGAUAGACGUAGCCGUAGCUCUAGAGGUCUGUUUCGGAGAGGGCGUUAGAAUUUGUAAAGCAGUGAUGAAUCGUAAAUUUUCUUCGCAUGGGUGUUAUACGUCAGAAGCUUGCUCAGUUAUGCUCCUCCAAGUCUCAAGUUGAUACAGAAAGGUUUGCAUUUGCAUUAAACUGAUCUAAACUGCACUGGUUCCGCUUUUCAAAGGUCCUGCUGUAUGACCUUAUAUAAUAGCUGCAUUUUAAUGAUAAGAUUAUAAACUUUGCAGUUUUGCCAAUAAACACAAAGAAAAAAGAGUGGCCAAGUAAUUUUUAUUUGCUUCUUAUAAUCGUUUUAAUCAUUUUGUAUGUACUUACCGGGCUCACGUAGCUAAUGACAAUAUGACGUAACACUUUAAAAACUGUAUCACGAACCAAGAAUUAGCGCUUUCAUGUACUGACAAUCAAAGUUUGCAUAUAAUCAAGCUUAUAAUCGCAGAAACAUGCAUGAUGUAGAAAACAAUUAGCUUUGUACAUACUUAGGCUACCUAGGUUUCCUUAAAAAUCUACAAUCUAAUCUAAACACAAAGAAUAUUUACAACGAUGAACCUACAAACUAAAGAAUUACUCCAAAACAAAUGUCCAAACCUUUUGGGGAGUUGAGAUUAUCGCUUUGCAAGUGGUGAUCAUUGAGAGUAAUCCAUUUUAAUAUAACGACGUUUAAAGCUGUUAAAGCUCUCUUAAAGACCGCGGGAAAAAAAUAACAGUUACUUCCACAGGGAUAAAAACAUGCCUUAAACACCUUUACGGAAGUUCCUGUAAGUUACUGAUAUGUCAAUAUACAACUUUGAUUAUGACAAAAUGUUAACGAUAGCGCAUACAGAUGCAAAGGUGAACAAAAUGUAAGCUGUAUAAAUCUACAGUAAAUUUAUUCGCUUAAAAAACCUGCAAUAAACCAUGCAUUGUGUGGUACCAUUU
This is a messenger RNA of Acanthaster planci (crown-of-thorns starfish), 1788 nucleotides long. Its product is annotated as putative defense protein 3. Gene Ontology annotation, cellular component: membrane. Lineage: Eukaryota; Metazoa; Echinodermata; Asteroidea; Valvatida; Acanthasteridae. The record is from RefSeq and is a predicted model, not a curated record.